AUAGCCUAUACGUGAUCCCCAAGAAUGAAAUUGUAUUAGUCUCACGCCUAGUAAUAAUUAUCAUUAUUAUUCGACUUUUAGUAGUAAGUAAAAGGGAUCGGAGCUUUCCUUUUAAAGUCUGAAAUGAUUUUCCCUGAAACCUUUGCUGCGCAAACCGAAUCCUAAAAUCACACCACGAAGAUCAGUAUAACAUCCAGCGCGAGACGAAGGGUUUUGAAUUGAGGAAAACUGGUGGCAAUGGAAAAGCUUUCAAAUCAUCAAAUUUCAACACACAUCCUGACCAAAGGAGCUCUCACAAAUCCGGAAAUUCCCGAACAUGUCAUCAUCCAAAACGUCCUCCUCAAGCUUCCUGUAAAAGAUUUGCUGCGGUUGAAGAGCAUUUCCAAAGUUUGGUACGAUCUGAUCACCGGUCCUGAUUUCACCCGGCUAUACAACUCACAUUCUCUUGCCGAGGCCAAUGGGAGACGCUUGAUCUUAAUUUAUGACCUUGAUCACUGUCCUCAUCUCUUCAUCAUGAACAUGGGAGGAGAUGUUGUUUCAACGAAAAUCUAUCUUCGGAGCAAGGACAAUGUUUUCUCAAACAUUUUCCGCGGCCUUAUAUGUUUCUACAGCGCGACUGAGAACCAAGCAUUUGUGCUGAACCUCACCACACAUGAGACGAUAACCCUCCCUCGUCUUCGAUAUCAAAGAAGAUCCAUGCUGAGUUUGGGGUUUGAUCACAUUGCUAAUAAGUAUAAGGUUGUUUAUUUUGAUAGUGCACAAUGCAGGAUUCUCACAUUGCAAGCGGGAAUGAGAAGAAAGAAUUCUUGGAGGACUGUCCCCAGUAAAGGACUGCUGCCUUCAAUUCGAGGGAAUUGGAAUGUAGACAAACUAGAAUCAGACAUCCUGAUUCAUAUUGAAGGGCGGUUGUAUUGGAUAGCGACAAAACCCCUCAGAAUUUGUUAUUUGGAUCUGAACGAGGAAAGGUUUGGGACUAUUCCAGUUCCACAGGAGGUUCAACAGCUCAAAUGGUGCGGUAGGAUUACCGAAUACUACGGGAAGUUGGGAAUCGUACAGCUAUCCAAAUUACACGGGGAGCUAUGUUUGGAGUUUUGGAUAUAUGAUGGUGGGGGUGAGGCUGCAAUUGUUUGGACAGCGGAGAGUUUGGAGCUGAAGAUGAGACGGGAACUUGUAAUCACGAAUGCACUUUGUGGAAGUGAAAUCAUUUUGGGGACCAUGCCUACCCUCAACUAUUUAGUUACUGAUUCGUGGAGGCGGAGGAGAUUCAUACCCAAACUCCUGGUCUGCAAUAAGACGGGAGUGUGUGAACCUAUUCCAACUGAUGAUCCAUAUUAUAGCUUCCCAGCCUUUUUGGGAGUUGUGGAUUUAAACUUUGCUUCUUUUGGAUCUUUGUUUUUCUGCACAUAACUAAUUAUGAGGUUAUUAAUACUUAACCCUUUAAGCUUUAGGGGGUGUUUGGAUCUGAUUCUUAAAACCGAUUUUGCUCCUUCAGGGAGCAGAAGCAGAAGUUGGAGUGUUCGGGUGAAAAUGCAGAAGUGAUUCUGGUGCUCUAAUUUACUCCUAGAAUCAGUUUUUUUAGAAGCUGGGGGGUACCAGCUUCUGAAAACUGAUUCUGACUCUGCUUUUGCUUUAAAAAAGAAGCAGAAGCAGAAUCAGUUCCAAACACCCCCUUAAUUAGUAUCCUUGAAUCAGUUUUAUCUGUGUGGCAGCCAGCUUUUCUGUAAGUAGGAAAAUUUAUGUAGGCCUUCAAGUAAAAUCAUUCAAAUUAAUAGUCAAUAAUCAAAAGUGCAAAUAUUCAAAUUAAAAUAAAUCAUUCUACCAAUUAUCAAUUACUUUUCCUAACCAAUGUACGUUGCUGCGGUUUUAUUGCUCUGUACCAUUUGCUCUACUAUUGACGAGGAGUACAACUUUUGCAGUAGCCACAAGAGAAGCUUACUUUUGUGCUUUGUUUUUUGUAUGGAGUAUCACAUACAAUGUUUUUAAUUGGAAUGCAAUUUUUAGUUAGACUGAUCUAGUUUGAUUCAUUUGAAAUUAA
Molecule: messenger RNA, 2035 nt
Organism: Cuscuta europaea
Lineage: Eukaryota; Viridiplantae; Streptophyta; Magnoliopsida; Solanales; Convolvulaceae
Source: the annotation of a GenBank genome assembly